AUGGAUUUGUUGACACUCAACCAGUUGACAGUGCUCCUCUGGAAAAAUUUUACCUUAAAGAGGAGGCAGUUCUUUAAUUUAAUAUUGGAAGUCGUAACUACAUUGGCGUUUCCAAUGAUGCUUUUGCUCUUACGUGCUGUUAUUCAUAUAACUGUUGCUGGACCUUACAGUUUUACUUCUCAACCCAUCAGUACUCUGCCUUCAUUCCUCCAAAAUGAUGAAACAUGGGAAUUGAUUUAUGUGCCUUCUAAUAUUGAUGUGGUAAAAGAGAUCACUGAGAAUGUGAAGAGGAAUCUAAACAUCAGUAUAAAAGUUCAAGGUUUUUCUUCAGAAAUUGAGUUUGAGAAGUACAUUAAGUAUGACUAUCGAGCUCAUAAAGUGCUGGCUGCCAUUGUUUUUGACUGUGACUUCAAAAAUAGGCAUGAUCCAUUGCCACUUCAGGUAAAGUAUCGUCUGCGUUUUGCUGCUAUACAGAGGACUAUCAUAUGGCCAGAUGAGAUAGGCUGGAAAACAACCUUACUUUUUCCUAGUAGGCCCUUUGUAGGACCCAGGAAUCCAGGUCAUCAGGAUGGAGGAGGUCCUGGGUACAUCAGAGAAGGAUUCCUGGCUAUACAGCAUGCCUUAGAUAAGGCCAUCAUUGUAUAUCAUGAGAGCAGUGCUAAACAGUUGUUUGACAAUAUCAGCAUCUUUGUACAGAGAUUUCCAUAUCCAGCUUAUCCUGAUGACGGAGUACUUUUACACACUGGUAGUUUCCUUCCUUUGAUGUUCAUACUCAUGUUCUCUCCAACUGUACUUCCCAUCAUUCGAUCUAUUGUAUGGGAAAAGGAAAAAAGAUUGAAGGAGUACCAGCUUACAGUUGGACUUAGAAGUUGGAUGAUCUGGGCUGCACAUUUCUUCACGUUCUUCUUUUUUUAUAUCUUUAUUGUCUCCUUGAUAUGUGUGUUAGUUUUUGCCAAGAUUUUCAAUGAUCCAGUCUUCUGCUACAGUGACUAUAGUUUCAUCUUUGUCUUUCUUAUGUGUUAUGCCACUGCUUCAAUAUUCUUUGGCUUUAUGGUUAGCACAUUCUUCGAUAAAGUCCGUUUGGCCGCUUCUGCUGGAAGCCUCAUAUAUUUUGCCAGUUUCUUUCCAUUUCAUUCCAUUGCCCAACACUAUGGACGGAUAAACCUCCCCAUGAAGGUAGCUGCUUGUCUCAGCCCAAAUGUUGCUUUGGCACUGGGAAUUAAACUCCUUGUCAAGUUCGAAACAAAACAAAAUGGUGUUAACUGGAAUAAGAUUUGGACACCAGCCAGCCUUGAGGAUACACUCACCUUUGGCUAUAUGAUGGGAAUGCUUGUAAUUGAUGCUUUCUUGUAUGGCCUUGUGACCUGGUACAUAGAAGCUGUCUUCCCAGGGCAGUAUGGCAUUCCCCAACCAUGGUACUUUUUUCUUAUGCACUCGUACUGGUUCAGCAAACCAAGAAUUAAAAUUAAAAAAGAAAAAAUGAAAGACUCUAGGAUAACUCAAAACAAGUAUUUUGAGGCUGAACCUACUGGUUUGGUGACAGGUAUCAAGAUCAAACACUUGUACAAGGAAUUAGGUGACAAAGUAGUAAUAAACAAUAUGUCUUUGAAUUUAUAUAAGGGGCAGAUCACUGUUCUCCUGGGACAAAACGGGGCAGGAAAAACCACAGCCCUGUCUAUUCUCACAGGUCAUUACCCUCCUACCAGAGGAGAGGUCUUUAUUGAUGGAUAUGACAUCACAAAGAAUAUAACUGAAAUUCGAGAAAAUUUGGGCUUUUGCCCACAGGGUGAUUUAUUGUUUAAUGACUUGACACUAUCAGAACACCUUUUCUUCUACUCUGUGGUAAAAAGUAUACAUCAAAAGAUGUCUCCUAAUGAAAUUAACCGUAUGCUGUCUGCUUUUGACAUGCUAGAAAAGCGUGAUACAUUUUCAGAGUCUCUGAGUGGAGGAAUGAAGCGCAAACUCUCCAUCAUUAUAGCACUUUUAGGGGGCUCCAAGGUAGUGAUACUUGAUGAACCAUCAUCUGGAAUGGACCCAGUCUCAAGGAGAGCCACCUGGGACGUCCUUCAGCAGUUUAAACAUGAUCGUACAAUCUUACUGACCACUCACUACAUGGAUGAAGCUGACAUCCUGGGUGACCGAAUUGCCAUCAUGGUCAAGGGGACCCUGCAGUGCUGUGGCUCUUCAAUCUUCCUGAAAAAAACAUACGGUGCUGGAUAUCAUAUAUUCAUGGAGAAGGAACCAUAUUGUGAUCUUGAAAAGAUCUGUGCAAUUAUUCAGUCUCAUAUUCCAGAUGCCAUUUUGGAGAGCUAUCUUGGAGCUGAAUUAUCAUUUAUCCUACCCAAAAAGCAUGCACACAGGUUUGAAGCUCUGUUUAAUGAUCUGGAAAUGAAAAAAGAAGAGCUGGGCAUUGCCAACUUUGGUGCUUCAAUCACUACCAUGGAAGAAGUCUUCCUUAAGGUAAAUAAGCUGGCAGAUUCUGAAAUGGAGAGUCAGUCUAUCCAGUCUCUUCAUUUGAUGAGCCAAAGAAGUCAAAACAGGAAUUGGAGUAAGAGAGUGUUCAGAAAUUAUGAAAGACCAGUUAUUACCAGACUAAAUGAAAUUGCUAACAUUAAAUUUAAUACUGGGUUUACACUUUACCGCCAGCAGUUUCAUUCCAUGUUUUUAAAGAGAGCACUAUUCAACUGGCGCAGUUGGAAGUUGACAUUGCUACAUAUAUCAAUAAUUUUGUUUGUCACUACUUACCUCUUAACAACUCUAAACUUGUAUUAUACUAUGCCUGCCAGAGAAAUGGACUUAAGUCAAUAUGGUCGAACAAUUGUGCCUUACUCAAUUUCUGGGAAUUCCGUUUUGGCUCUAAAUCUCAUAAAGAACCUUGAGAUUUUUUUAAAGCUUAAGAAUCAAGAACUUCGGGAAGUACAAGGUAAUGUAAUGAAAUACAUAAAGGAAAGUAAAGAGUAUCGUGACUUCUCCCUGAUUGCAUUUUCCAUUGAGGUUGAGAAAAACAAUACAGUAUUUACUAUUUUUUUCAAUAAUGAGGCAUAUCAUUCAGCUGCAACAUCCCUAGCGGUGUUUGACAACGUUCUUUUCAUGUCAGUUUCUGGCCCCAAUGCUUCCAUUAAAGUCUCCAAUAAGCCUCAACCUCUCCCUCGUUAUGGUUCUAACACAGUGCCUACAAGUGGAUCACAAGUAGUAUUGUGUUUGGCUUUCGGCCUGGCUGUUGUGAUUGGUAGUUUUUGCAUUCAGACAGUGACCGAGAGAGCCACUAAGGCAAAGCACAUCCAGUUUGUGAGUGGAGUCUAUUUACUGACUUACUGGCUCUCUGCUUUGCUCUGGGAUCUCAUCUACUUCUCCAUUACCUGCUGCUUCCUACUGGGAGUGUUCAUAUACUGCGGAGUGGAUGCCUUUGUUGCAAAUUUCCAUUUUCUGGACACAAUGAUGAUCUUUAUGCUGUACGGUUGGUCUGUUGUUCCUCUCAUGUAUCUUGGAAGCCUCCUGUUUUCUAGUAGUACUGCUGCCUACAUCAAGCUCACCCUCUUUAACUACUUUUCAACUGUUUUCAGUAUCGUCAUUCACAUCAUAAUGAAAUUCUAUGAUGAUGACAUUUCUGAUUUCACAAGAACCUUAAUGAAUAAUGCAUUAAUGGUGCUUCCUAGUUACAACUUUGCAAUGAGUAUCAGCAAAUUCUUUGAUGACCAUGAGGUGAAAAAACUGUGUGCCAACCAAUUUCAAAACAUCUAUGUGGACUGCAGUGAUUCAUUUAAGAAUAACAAUGUCUACAGUUUUGGAGAACAUGGGAUUGCAAACUUUUUGAUUUCAUCAGCUGCCUUGGGCUUAAUUUUUCUGCUUUUGCUUUUUUGUCUGGAAAGUACAUUCUGGAACCUGAGAAAGUUUGUCUUUCAUAAAAUUGUAUUUAAUGUCUAUAAGAUAUUUAUGAACAACAAGAAGGUGAAUUCCAUCCAAGUAAUCAAGGAAUAUGGGGAUAAAGAUGUAAUAAAUGAAAGAAAGAGAGUCCAGAAACUGUUACCUAGGUUGAUGGCUGCCCCUUUGCUUUUCAACAAACUUACAAAGAUUUACUAUAAGUGUCCAGUUGUAAAGGCCGUGAGAAAUAUCUCCCUUUUAGUCUCAAAGUAUGAGUGCUUUGGAUUACUUGGAUUAAAUGGAGCCGGAAAAACCACUACAUUCAAAAUGUUGACUGGAGAGGAGAUCAUAACCUCUGGAGUUGUGUUAAUUGAUGGCAUUAACAUCACUGAAAAUAUCAGAAAGAUUAGGUCCAGAAUUGGCUAUUGUCCUCAAUCUGACCCCAUGUUGAGCCACAUGACAGGUCGGGAAGUGCUGAUCAUGUACGCCAGGCUGCGGGGCGUUCCUGAGCCAGACAUCGGCAUGUAUGUGGAAACCUUUCUGCAUUCAAUGCACAUGGAAACCUAUGCUGACAAGCUGGUCUGCACAUACAGUGGAGGAAACAAACGUAAAUUGAAUACUGCUAUUGCCCUAAUGGGAAAGUCCUCAGUUGUUUUCCUGGAUGAACCAUCUACUGGCAUGGACCCAGUAGCCAGGCGCCAUAUGUGGGACACAGUUACAUGGAUAUGUAAUAGUGGCAAAGCUAUCAUCAUAUCUUCCCACAGCAUGGAAGAAUGUGAGGCCCUUUGUACCAGGCUGGCCAUCAUGGUAAAGGGGCAGUUCAGGUGCCUAGGCAGCCCACAUCACCUCAAGAACAAGUUUGGUAAUAUAUAUACUCUGACAGCAAAGAUUAAUAUUGAUGAUAAUGAAGAUAAACUAGAGGAGUUCAAAGAAUUCAUUGAGAUAAAUUUCCCAGGUAACAUCAUAAACCAGGAUCAUCAAGGAAUCAUUGGCUACUACAUUCCCAGCAAGGGAAUUUGUUGGGGAAAGGUGUUUCAUAUUAUGGAGGAAGCUAAAACACUAUUCAAUCUAGUAGACUAUUUCAUCAGUCAGAUAACGUUGGAACAAAUCUUCCUGACUUUUGCUAAUAUUGAUAAGGUCAAGAAAUAA
Messenger RNA from Rangifer tarandus platyrhynchus (Svalbard reindeer), 5010 nucleotides. NCBI's taxonomy places the organism in Eukaryota, Metazoa, Chordata, Mammalia, Artiodactyla, Cervidae. The record is from the annotation of a GenBank genome assembly.